AUGGGUAAUACCACAAGUGCUGUGGCUCAGCGAUGCUUGCUAGACGCUGUGGGAAACGACGCGUCUCUAGUCGCUUUCCCGACAGCAUUACUGUAUGAAUCAGUCGACGUGAAUCCUUAUAACCUCGAUUAUCCCGUGACCCCAGCUGCUGUCACGUUUCCUGAAUCUGCCGACCAAGUAGCCGCUAUCGUUAAAUGCGCCGUGGAUGCAGAUGCUAAGGUGCAAGCAAAAAGUGGCGGUCAUAGCUAUGCUAAUUAUGACAAGCAGUACUCAUCUGGUGAUGCUACAGGACUCGGAGGCGAAGACGGCGCGAUUGUCGUUGACAUGAGACAUUUCCAACAAUUUUCAUACGACCCAACCACUCAAUAUGCGACUAUCGGUGCCGGUACACUGCUCGGGGAUAUCGAUACAAAACUUCACGAUGCUGGUAAUCGUGCCAUGACUCAUGGCACCUCUCCGCAGGUCGGUAUUGGCGGACAUGCCACAAUUGGAGGACUUGGACCGACUGCUAGACAAUACGGAAUGGCAUUGGAUCAUAUUGAAUCGGCUCAAGUUGUUUUGGCAAAUUCCAGUAUUGUGACUGCGUCGACAACCGAGUACCCCGAUAUCUUCUAUGCUAUAAGAGGCGCUGGCGCAAGCUUUGGCGUCGUUACCGAAUUCACAGUUCGCACGGAAGCUGAGCCCGGCACCGCGGUCCAAUAUCAAUUCACAUUCAACCUAGGAGACACAAGUUCGCGUGCCAACACGUUCAAGGCAUGGCAGAAUUUCAUAUCUGAUCCCACCCUGCCUAGAGAAUUUUCAUGUCAGCUUGUCUUAGCUGAAAAUUUACUAUUGAUCGAGGGCGAAUUCUUCGGGUCGCUCGCCGAUUUUGAGGCCCUUCAGUUGGAAAGCAAGUUCCCGGCCAACCAAGGCUACAACGUCACAGUAUUUAACGACUGGCUUGCUCUCGUCGCCGCGUGGGGCGUACAACUUGGCGAAGACCUCACCGGAGGAAUUCCAGCACAUUUCUACAGUAAAUCGCUUCCAUUCACCAACACUACCCUCAUCCCGGAUAACGUUGUCGAUGACUUUUUCGAGUACAUCGACACAGCAGACAAAGACACUUUGCUAUGGUUCAUUAUUUUCGAUCUUGAGGGAGGCGCAAUUAGCGACGUACCUGUACAUGCAACCUCGUACGGCCACCGGGAUGCAUUGUUCUGGUUGCAAUCAUAUGCCAUCAAUCUUCUUGGGCCGGUGUCUGCCACGACGAAUACCUUUUUGAACCAAGUCAACAAUGUUUUUCUCGAUGGCAUGCCAAAUGCAACUUUUGGUGCAUACCCUGGAUACGUCGACCGAGAACUGGCAAAUGGACCAGAACAAUACUGGGGACCCAACCUGGAGACGCUCAUAGCGAUAAAGUCUACUAUCGAUCCUCAGGACAUUUUCCAUAAUCCGCAAAGCGUUCCUCUGCAAUAA
Molecule: messenger RNA, 1455 nt
Organism: Talaromyces amestolkiae
Lineage: Eukaryota; Fungi; Ascomycota; Eurotiomycetes; Eurotiales; Trichocomaceae
Exons: 2
Coding region: 1-1455 (484 amino acids)
Molecular function (GO): FAD binding; oxidoreductase activity
Source: RefSeq, a predicted model, not a curated record